AUGUCGUGGCGUGGUGAACCUGGAAGCAGACCGACUCAGCAGCUGAUUCAUGAUGGAGGAAAGCAAGGUGGGGGUAGCGGAAAGACCACAUCUGAUGCAGAGUGCAUUUCUGAUGCUGUGGGAAACGAAAGCCACGCUCACGAAGGAGACAUACCGGGAACUGUUGAUCUCAGUGCUGUCGAAGGCGAUGACACUGCAUAUGGACAAGCAUUGUAUCCUGUUCCAGCCGAGGACCCCAACAAUCCACUACAGUGGCCAAUAUGGAAGAAAAACACCAUCCUCAUUAUUGUUGCCGUAUAUUCAUUUUUGGGCAAUAGUGCAUUAACCGGCCCAUCUGUUUACAUCACCAUCUUUAGUGAAGAUUUUGGAAUCUCAUCUGCAGAUGCGUCUGGCCUGAUCUCCUAUGCCAACUUGGCAUUUGGUUUUGGUAUGUACCUGUUCCUUGAAUUAUGA
Molecule: messenger RNA, 453 nt
Organism: Penicillium malachiteum
Lineage: Eukaryota; Fungi; Ascomycota; Eurotiomycetes; Eurotiales; Aspergillaceae
Exons: 4
Coding region: 1-453 (150 amino acids)
Source: RefSeq, a predicted model, not a curated record